GUUGUUUGCGCUUGCUUACGGUCAUUAUUUUUGGAGGUCUUUGCCAAACAGACCACCUACAUGCUCCCUGUGGCUGAACAUGACCACCCGACUGCGGCACAGGCCUCAACUAGAGGAUGAAGAUGCUUCUGCGCUUAAGCUCGGAGCAGAGUUCAACAACGCUGGUUGUUUACUGAUUUCCGAGGUCAAGUAUCUGCUGGAAAAUCGGGACAAGGAUGCGCCAGACACUGCUGUUUAUAACAAGACCCUCGAAUACGUGAAGACGUUCGCGAAAUUCAACACCACCGAUUCUGCUAGCGCGGUGCGAGAAACCCUUCGACGCGAACCGGCGUUAACGCAAUUCGAAACUGCUCAAAUCGCUAAUUUGUGUCCCGUCGAUGCUGAGGAGGCAAAAAGCGUCAUUCCAAGUUUGGUAAAGAUCGAGGAUGAUAAAUUGCAAUCAUUACUCGACGAGAUACAGUUGAUGAGGAAGUACCAGUCUUGAAUGAUAUCGGUCGUUAUUACGUCCGACGUCCAUCAUUGGUCCGCCCUUUCCUGGCCUGCCAUUUUUCGACUUGCUCCGGUACGUUGACACCCUCAGAGUACAAGUCGCGCCUCUAUCUGCGGUGUUCACUUCAUAGCGACUCAGUAAAGCCUAUCACUACUACUAUUCUUAGUGCGUCAUCCAAGUAGUUCUACGGGAAUCAUUUAUACAGUGUUCCAGUGUUUGCAUCAUGCGAAUGCUUGUUUCAUGACAACCAAAAUAAUCCUGGAACAAUGUCGACAACGCGUAUACACGUAUGUCUCUGCUCACUGCGAACUCGAAGUGAUAAGUACAGCUCGACGCUUUGACGCCGCGAAAGGCGCCGAUGCAAGUCUUGUUUUAACCAAGUGAAAGUACUCCUGCCCUAGAAAAUGGUUUGGUCCGAAUACUUAUGAUGGAAAUUUUGGGUUUGUGUCGAUCCAUGUAAGAACGGGCCGCUGAUCAAUUCAUGGUUCG
This is a messenger RNA of Suillus paluster, 979 nucleotides long. RefSeq names its product HRDC-like protein. Lineage: Eukaryota; Fungi; Basidiomycota; Agaricomycetes; Boletales; Suillaceae. Gene Ontology annotation, cellular component: RNA polymerase II, core complex; P-body. The record is from RefSeq and is a predicted model, not a curated record. Gene Ontology annotation, molecular function: nucleotide binding; translation initiation factor binding. The transcript has 5 exons. The coding region runs from base 80 to 484 and encodes 134 amino acids. Gene Ontology annotation, biological process: positive regulation of translational initiation; mRNA export from nucleus in response to heat stress; nuclear-transcribed mRNA catabolic process, deadenylation-dependent decay.